Leguminivora glycinivorella is the source of this 4926-nucleotide messenger RNA. Its product is annotated as zinc finger protein 91-like. Gene Ontology annotation, biological process: regulation of transcription by RNA polymerase II. Gene Ontology annotation, cellular component: nucleus. The coding region runs from base 145 to 4854 and encodes 1569 amino acids. The transcript is spliced from 3 exons. NCBI's taxonomy places the organism in Eukaryota, Metazoa, Arthropoda, Insecta, Lepidoptera, Tortricidae. The record is from RefSeq and is a predicted model, not a curated record. Gene Ontology annotation, molecular function: RNA polymerase II transcription regulatory region sequence-specific DNA binding; DNA-binding transcription factor activity, RNA polymerase II-specific.
UAAACCCUUUUCAUGAUAAAUUAUUUCGGUUAAAUUGAAUAGCUUUUAUCAUUGAAAUAUCUUCAAAAUAGAUUCGUGAUGGUGCCCGUACUACUAACGACGUUGGUAGAAUUAUAACAUUAACGGAUACUUUAAGAUCUGACAAUGGCAGAUGACAUAGACAUCGAAGAGCAUGAUGUUCUGGAGAGCCUGCGUCGGAGACAUGAGCAGCCCGACACCUCUAUCGUCAAGUCCGAGCCACUGGAGAUCGAGUAUGAAGAAUCAAAUUAUGAAGAACCCAACUACGAAUACCAGUGGGAAGACAAAGUGGAAAUAAAAAUAGAACCACGAGAACAAACUGAAAAUGCAGACGAGUUCCGAUUCGGCAAGAUCAUACUCGGCAGCAAACCAGACCGGUUAACAGAAGAGAAUGGCCAGGUAACAGCAGGCACGAGCCAACUCAGCGAAGAGGAAUAUAACUACAACAUGUCCCUCGUUCUAGAAGAUUGGGGACCAAUUUUAGAAAGCAGCGAUUGCUAUUGCAAAAUAUGCGAAACCUUAUUCGCUACUGUCAACGCUUUAGAUGCCCAUAGAAUGGUAGCCCACUCAUUCCUCGUAGCCACGGACAAACUGCCAAGCCCGGAAAGAAAUAAGGCAUUUAAAAGCACAGCUAAACCUAGUAAUGUACCACUAACUAAUAGUGACGAUAUGGCUUGUAAAAUAUGCCAUGCCGAAUUCAAAGGAAAUAUUAGAAAUAUAAAAUCAAACCUGUGCAGACAUUACAGAAAUGUCCACCGGGUCGAUCCAAAAACUAUGAACAGCAGCGAUUUCAAAAGCUGGAGGGUUUGCAACCACUGCAAUUUGUAUUUUCCAAAUGAUACUUCUUUAGUUAAACAUUUGUACGAAUUGCUGCCUUUGAAUGAUAAUAAAAGUCCAACUAAAGAUGAUAAGAGAACUGUUAGUCAGCCGGUACCUAAACCGCUGUUGAAUGUAGGGAAAAAUACUCCUAAAGCAGUCAAAUCUACAACUAGUAAGAAUUUAAAUCUUGUUAACUCUCCAAUGAAAAAUGAAGUAACAGUGACACCUCAACCAAAUAGAAUCAUAUUAGGAUCUAAACCUAUGGCAAUCAGUGAAAAUACCAACAGUACGAAAAUAAAUCUUUCCGAGAGCCAAACCCAGCCUAAUAAAAUCAAGUUGACUGAUACAAAAGUUAGGUUCAAAUGCCUCCUGUGUAGUGAAAUUUUCACAACUAAAUAUGGAGCGAAAAAACAUAGGAAAAAACAUCCGACCAGGACUAAAAGGCAGCACAUUUUCGUGAAAUUUGUCAACAAAAACAAAGCUGUUGUGAAUCCUUACUUAAAGAAGGAACCCGGGCAGGUGAAGCCAGUGGUAAAGAAAUAUGCAUCCAAAUUUAUUAAAAAAGAAGUUGCAGAAGAAGAUAAAGGUAUAUUAGUUUCAAAGUCGACUCUGUUUAAAUGCAAUAGGUGUUCUGUUCACUUUUUGACCUGCACCGGAGCUUGCCAACACUCCAUCGUGUGCGAGAGUUCUUCCAACAUCCGAGACUGGGCCUGCCCGCGGUGCCAGCGAGUCUUCAAGAGUGCAGAGAGAGCCGCUCACGAGUAUCAACACAGAGUGUUAAACGCCAACAAGUUUAGAGUGUACGUAGUGUAUUUAGAAAUGAUUGUCCGGGUACUAUGCCAGUGUCCAAAUUGUUUUGUCUGUUUCGAAGAAGACAAGUUCUGGAGGCAUGUUGACAGUGGAUGCAACGAUGCCGCUUCGUAUUUUUGCAGCGAAUGUAAACUACCAAUUGACAUACAUUCGAAGGCGAAUCAUGACAGCAAACACAAGCAGGGAGACUUUACAAGGGACGACUUUAUCAAAGUCGAUUAUGUUUGUUCAAAACCAUUGGGUGUUAAGAAAAUCGAAACUGAAGUUGAAGCAAGAAGCCCUGUGAAGAUCAAAGUUGAGAGAGAGACACCGAAAGGACUAAAACGAAAAUUAGAGUUGCAAGAAGCUCCUUCAAGAAAACGGAAGAAGAAUUUGAAUGAUCUCAUUUUGUACUACUGUCAGUUCUGCAGGUCGUAUAUAGGGAACCAAUCUGUAGUGCAUUUAAGUGGAAGUUGUGCGGAAAAAACUAAACAAUUUGUCGGGUUUUGUCACAUUUGUGGGAUACAUUUUAAAAAGAAGUAUCAUUCAACGCAUAUGUCGUGGCAUGUUAGAUGUCCAAAUCUGGUAAUCAACGAUUUCACUAUAGUUAAGCUGUCCGACUCAAAAAAGACCAAACCGGUUCAGGUUCUCUAUCCGUGCAAGGCUUGCAACGUGAAUUUCUUGACCAAGUUGCACAGGUUCCGUCACAAAUGUGAAGAAACAGCCAGUACCACCUGCCAGAUCUGUCAGAAGAAAAUACAGGCCAAUCUGUUUGACACACAUUGGCGCAUACAUAACUAUGUUAUCCCCCGGCAGAUUAAAACUAUUGAUGACAUGAUAAAUAUGCCAAACACAUCUCAGAAUGACAAAAAGUCACCAAUCAAACAUAAAUUUACCAAAACAGAGACAAAAACAUCUCUAACCGAGUUACCAGACUUGCUUAUGAAAUACCAGUCGCUUACCACUCUAUGGAACAUACUCUACCUGUGCGCUAUUUGCGACACUUUCACAGAUUCGUACGACAAAGUCGUAGAGCACUGCCAGAACCACCUCACCAAUAUGGAGAAUUACGGAGUCGUCAUCAAGAAAUGCGAUAAGUGCAACAUGAAAUUCGACAGCGAGUGCUACAAGCGCCAUCUAGAGCUGCACGCCGAGAACAAGGUCAACAAGAAAACCUUCCAGAUCUUGAAAUACGAGCACUACAAUCUGUUCUCAGAAAAUUGGUUCGACUUUAUAGACUUGCCGGAAGAGCAGAAAGCACAGAUUGUCAACCGGAGCAUAUACGGUGGGAACAGAUGUGUGAAAAUGAAGCUGAUACAACAAGGGCCUCCGGAGUAUACCCUGUAUAAAUGCGAGAAGUGUACGAACUGUUUGACGGCCGAUAAUAUAGUGUACCACGUCAAACUAGCCAACUGUUGCAAAGCUAACAAGAUUCUGUGCUCCGUAUGCCACAUGACUUUUGCUAUCAGGCGCGAUUGCGAAGAACAUGAAAAGACUCAUGAAUCAACCGGUCUCGACCUGCAGUCUUUCAGAAUUGUCUCUUUCAAUAACUCCAUUGACGCUGAAGCAAACAAAACCAUCAUGUCCUACGACACUGACAACCAUGGAAGUAAGAGCAAAAUAUCAUUUAUAGAUGACGAACCACCUCCUAAGAUUCAGAAUAGUGCUCCUCUUAAGUCCUUUGUCUUUUACAAGUGCACAGAAUGUCAGAUAAGUGUUGCCCAUUUUAAAAAUUUCCCGAAACAUGCCUGCAACAGUUCGGGUAAAACACAAUGUGACCAAUGUGGAAUCUUCUAUAACGCCAAGCAUGGUGCACAGCAUAAGACCCUGCAUCAGCGCUACUCCUUCAAUAGAUCCAAUGUGAUAACCAAGACAAUGAACAAAGCUGGAAAAGUGAUUAAUAUCAAAAAGCAAACUCCAGAAAAGAAAGACAAAGGUUCGCUUUUUUCUUUACUUUCGUCUAAAACCAACACUCAAAACAAAGAUGAUGUAGAUCAAAGACCGAAGCUGUACAAAUGCUUCUGCGGCUUACAUUUCACAUCUCUGAAUGCUAUAGAGAGGCAUUACAAGUCUAAGAACUGCAACACUGUCACGCGGGAGAAAUGUAGCCAGUGCAAUUUACUCUUUGACCCCAUCGAGGUCGUCAACCAUCUCUGCAAGCACCACGCCCAGAAUCAAACCAAAUCGUUCAACAUUGUCACUCCAAACAAAAAGACUUUGUACAAAUGCAGCCUGUGUCACGUUCUGUUCUACAACAAAAUAUCAGCCUUCCCACACAAAGCCAAAUGUACUGGACAAUUUUGCGGGAAGAAAUGUGAGAAGUGCGGUCUGGCCUUCGACGCUAGCAGCCUGGCCAUCCACAUGGUCGACCACGAGCGCAACAAUAAACUCAGAAACGACUGCUACGUAAUAGUCGAGAUCCCUGAUGCGACGCUUCCUGAAAUCGAAACAGGACUACAUCCGAAUGUUAUAUACAAGUGUAAAUCUUGCGAUAUUCAUUUCUUAAGACGAACUAGCGCCCGAAAUCAUAUGACGAAGCUCACUGACUGUGGCUCCACGGCAACAGAGACAUGCAAGAUAUGCAAACGUAAGUUCCCGGUCAAAUCCAUCAUGAGGCAUAUCGCGUGGCAACAUAAAAAGUACAAGGUUAAAGAAUUUGACGUUAGAGAACUCACUUUUCGCGUCAAUAGUAAAAUGCCUAAAGUUAUUAAAAAAGCAGAAACUGUAAAACCAGAAGAAAAGACAAGAAAAUUAAAGACAGAAGAAGUGAUCCCGAAAAAAGAGACCGUGUCUUCUACAGUAUAUAGAUGCGUGAAGUGUAUGCUCCUCUUCACCGAUGAAAGCACCUUGCUGACGCAUCUUGAAGACAGGUGCAGUAAAGAGCUAACUGACGAAUGCGAGGAGUGCAGUGUUAAAUUCGCUUCUAAAAAUAUCAAGGAGCAUAACAGACAACAUGGACCCGGGGUGGCUGUAUCCCUGAAUAUCAUAGACGAUGUGCAGGCAUGUGAAAUCCCUGAUAAUGAAACAAAGUUAAGCCCAACACCAUUUGAUCCAAAGCAACAUCCGUUGUACAAAUGCUUAGGCUGCAAUUUGCAUUAUCUAAACAAGAGCACGCUGUCCAGCCAUGACUGCAAUCCUUCCGCGAUUGUAAAUUGUGAAAUAUGUGAACUCAGCUUCACCAAAAGAGUUUCUACCGUCACAAGAUUAUUCACGAGAAAUAUCAUUUAAAAAAAGAAGAUAUCGUCGUUUUAACUUCGGCUGACUGUGGCAAAAGACCUGCAACUCCUGUUAAUGUAACCA